UCCUCAGAAGACCCCUCUGCACCGAGCGCUGACCAAGGAUUAUCAAAAUCCUCCACGAGAUCCUCCGCUCAAAGCAAGCUGGCGCCUUUCCCUUCAUCCCCCUUCCAUCUCCUCCCGCUCAGCUCCCGCCACGUCGAGCAGCUCCUCGUCCAGACCCUUGGCGACGCCGGCGGCGACCCCCGCCUCCCCCUCCGGUUCUUCAACUACCUCGGCCUCCACCUGCGCUUCAAUCACUCGGCCCUCUCGUUUUCGAUCCUGAUCCAUUCUUUAAUCGGAUCCAACCUCCAUUGGCCCGCCUGCUCUCUUGCCCAGACCCUGAUCUCACGCCCUGUCACUCCGCGCGAAGCGUUCGAGAGCCUGUGGAAGUCGAGGGAGCUUUGUAGGGUUUCGUCGUGUCUAGGGUUCGAUUUCUUGAUUCAGGCUUAUGUGCAGAGCAGGAGGUUUCUGGACGCUUUUAGGGUUCUUAAUCUGGCAGUGGAAUCAAAAGUGGUUCUUGAAGCUCGGACCUUUAGCGAUGUGAUGAAGGGAUUGGUGAAAAUCGGGAAGUUCGAAUGGGCGGCAGCGGUGUUUGAUGAGGUAAUUAGGGUUGGAAUUAAGCCUGAUGCUUUCAUUUAUACUUCGGCGAUAAAGAGUUAUUGUGAGCUGAAGGAUUUGGGUAGGGCUAGAGAAUUGAUUUCGAGGAUUGAGAAGGAUGAGCCUAGUUGUUCCAGUGUUGUGAUUUAUAAUGUUUUCAUUCAUGGGUUGUGCAAGAAUGGGAGGGUGUUUGAAGCGAUUGAGGUGAAGAGGUCUUUGAAAGAGAAAGGUUUGAGAGCUGAUGAGGUUACUUAUUGUACAUUGGUGCUUGGGAUUUGUAGAGCAGAGGAUUUUGUUAAGGGGAAAGAAUUGUUGGAUGAGAUGAUGGGCGUGGGUUUGGUUCCGACUGAAGCUGCUUCAUCUUCGGUGGUUGAUGGAUUAAGGAGAAAGGGGAAGAUUGAGGAGGCUUUUAACUUGGUUAGCAGCUUGGGGAAGAUUGGGAUGAUCCCUAAUUUGUUUGCUUACAAUGCAUUGAUUAAUUCGUUGUGUAAAAGUUUGAAAUUUGAUGAGGCUGAAUUGCUCUUUGUGAAGAUGAGAGAGAAGGGUCUUUCACCAAAUGAUGUUACUUAUUCUAUUCUAAUUGAUUCCUUGUGUAAACAAGGGAAGUUGAAUGAUGCCCAUAGGUUGUUUGAUAGAAUGAGAGGAGAGGGAAUAAGGGCUACAAUUUACCCGUAUAAUUCUUUACUAAAUGGGCAUUGCAAAUGGGGGAUGUUGACUGAGGCUGAAGCUCUGUAUCAAGAGUUAAUAGAUAAAGGGCUGAAGCCAAAUGCAGCGACUUAUACUACCUUGAUAAGUGGAUAUUGCCGGCAAGGAGAUUUGAAUAGUGCUCUUAAGCUUCAUCUGCAAAUGCCUGAGAUGGGUGUCAAAUGGAACACACACACUUUUACUGCACUUAUCAGUGGUUUUUGUCGGGCCAAAUUGAUGGUAAAAGCUACUAAGUUCUUUCAGGAAAUGAUUGACCAGAAUAUAAUGCCAAAUGAAGUGACUUACAAUGUCAUGAUAGAAGGAUACUGCAUGAUCGGGGAUACAAGAAAAGCUUUUGAGCUAUAUGAUGCAAUGAAUGAAAAGGGUCUCAUGCCAGAUAACUAUACUUUCAGGCCUCUAAUAACUGGUUUGUGUACAAGUGGUAGAGUUAAUGAAGCCAAGGAGUUCGUGGACGAUUUACAUAUUGAGCAUCAUGUGGUGAAUAAAAUGAGUUUUAGUGCUCUUCUGCAUGGAUUAUGCAGAGAAGGAAGAGUGCACGAUUCUUAUAAGUUUUGUAGAGAGAUGGUUGAGAGAGGAGUGGAGAUGGAUCUUAUAUGCUAUAGCAUCCUCAUUUAUGGAGGUCUGUACCAUCAGUAUACAGCUGGAGCCCAUUCGCUGUUGAAGGAGAUGGCUGAUAGGGGAAUCAAGCCAGAUAAUGUAUUGUAUACUAAUAUAAUUUAUGCAUGUUCCAAAUUAGGGAAGCUAAAAGAAUCCUUCGGUAUUUGGAGUAGAAUGGCCAGUGAGGGUUUUGUUCCAAAUGUUGUCACAUAUACUGUACUUAUAAAUGGAUUGUGUAAAGCAGGACUUUUACACAAAGCAGAGUUGCUUUGUAAAGAAAUGUUGGUCUCUGCAUUGCUUCCUAAUGAAGUUACUUUUGGUUGUUUUCUCGACCGCUUGGCUAGAGAGGGGAACAUGGAUGAGGCUAUAAAACUGCAUAAGGCUAUGCUCAGAGGAUUUCUAGCAAACACCGUUACUUACAACAUACUAAUAAAUGGCUUCUGCCGAGUGGGAAGAAUUCAUGAUGCAGUCAAUCUCAUUGCUGACAUGAGAGAGAAUGAUGUUGCUCCUGAUCACAUAAGCUACUCUACACUUAUCAAUGAAUACUGCAGAAUGGGUGAUCUGAAGGAAGCUUUUAAGCUGUGGGAUGAGAUGCUGACUUCAGGGGUGAAGCCUGAUACACUGGCGUACAAUUUUUUGAUACAUGGUUGUAGUGUAAAUGGAGAGACAAGAAAGGGUUUUGCACUGUAUGAUGAUAUGGUUAGAAGUAGUCUAAAGCCAAACUGGGCUACUUAUGGUUCUUUGCUUCAUGGAAUUUGUUCGGAGGCUAGCAUGAGAGGAUCAACACUAUUAACGAGAUAAUGACGAAAAAAAUUGUCAAUGCUUGCAUCACAACUUCAAUUGAUUUGGUCGUAAGUGCAUUUCAGGUCAAUGGGCUGGAAGUCUGCAGCGAGGGACGUACAACAUGGAUCACUAAUAGGAAGGGUUCAAAGAAAAUCCCAACUGAAAAAUGUGAUUUAUGAAUCUUAGGUUGAACCAUUCAUUAUGGGAGGUACUGACCAAAAGUAGGCUAUGGAAAUAGGAGCGCUGAUGAUUGUUGCUGCUUGAGACAAUUGGCCAAUCUAUUGAACUUGAUGAUCUCAACCAAAUGAUUGACACAUAUUGUGGUCUAAUUUGGUGAUUUGUUCAAUUUUGUUUUUGAUGGGAAGCCAUGCGAUGCCCUUGCUGGAAGCAAUUUACACGCUGAGAUGGUCUAGGGCUAAG
Molecule: messenger RNA, 3078 nt
Organism: Asparagus officinalis (garden asparagus)
Lineage: Eukaryota; Viridiplantae; Streptophyta; Magnoliopsida; Asparagales; Asparagaceae
Product: putative pentatricopeptide repeat-containing protein At5g59900
Exons: 4
Molecular function (GO): protein binding
Source: RefSeq, a predicted model, not a curated record